CUGUUCCAAGAUGGCGGCGGGUUGCUGCGGGGUGAAGAAGCAGAAACUGUCCAGUUCGCCCCCCUCCGGCUCGGGUGGCGGUGGCGGCGCCUCCGCCUCCUCCCACUGCAGCGGAGAGAGCCAGUGCCGGGCUGGGGAGUUGGGACUAGGAGGCGCCGGGACGCGGCUCAACGGGCUGGGCGGGCUGACUGGAGGAGGCGGCGGCAGCGGCUGUCCCCUCGCUCCCCCCCAGGGCUGCGGCGGCGGCGGCGGGGGGAUUUCCCUGCCGCCCCCUCCGAGCUGUGGAGUGGGAACCCUACUUUCUACUCCGGCUGCCGCCGCCGCCUCCUCGCCCGCGGGCUUGUGCGCCGCCUCGUCCUCGGCGCCCGGCGCCCGGAAGAUGGUGGUGUCCGCGGAGAUGUGCUGCUUUUGCUUCGAUGUGCUCUACUGUCACCUGUAUGGGUACCAGCAGCCUCGGACCCCCCGCUUCACCAACGAACCCUACCCACUGUUUGUAACAUGGAAGAUUGGACGAGACAAAAGAUUGCGUGGAUGCAUAGGUACUUUUUCUGCCAUGAACCUGCAUUCAGGACUCAGGGAGUACACACUUACCAGUGCCCUUAAAGAUAGCCGUUUUCCCCCAAUGACAAGGGAUGAGCUGCCACGGCUGUUCUGCUCUGUUUCUCUGCUCACUAACUUUGAAGAUGUCUGUGAUUAUUUGGACUGGGAGGUGGGUGUACAUGGCAUUAGAAUAGAAUUCAUCAAUGAAAAAGGAUCAAAACGCACCGCUACCUACUUACCGGAGGUUGCAAAGGAGCAAGGAUGGGACCAUAUUCAGACCAUAGACUCCUUACUGAGGAAAGGAGGAUACAAAGCUCCAAUUACUAAUGAAUUCAGAAAAACCAUAAAAUUGACCAGGUACCGUAGUGAAAAGAUGACCCUGAGUUAUGCCGAAUACCUUGCUCAUCGCCAGCAUCAUUUCCAAAAUGGCAUUGGGCAUUCCCUUCCAUCAUACAACCAUUAUUCCUGACACUGAGCCGCACAACCAGUCAAUGGGCCUCUCUGCAGACCUCUUCCAAGGAGACCCUACCCCUUCUUGGUCUAGCUAUCUCUUUUAUUGUACUAUUUUAUGAUGAUAGUUUCCGUUGCCAUGGUGAAGAUUCAACAUUGUUAGUUAACAUCAUCAUGGUAACGGGUAGGAAAUGGCAUUUGAAAAGAUUCUGUUUUACGAUUUUAGAAAUUUUUUUUUGCAGCAUAUAUAACUUUGAGGUGUUUUUUCUUACAAUAUUAUAUAGAGUUUUGCUUUGCUAUCUCAGUAAGGUUCUAUCUUUCUGUCCUUGUCUUUCUUCCUGUCUUGCCUUCCUUCUUUCAACUGUGGAUGGAAGAAAUUGUGCAGUUUUAAAGGAUUUUAUGUAGGAUUUUCUUUAGUUUUCUUCAGUAAGAUAGGUAAUUUGCUAGUUAAGUUUGACAGUAAUUCAUAGAAAAUUCAGUUUCUCAUUUAUUACUAUCAAAUUUUUCUAAACUUAAUUUUGCUAAGAUAGUCUAUUACGUGGGUUUUUACUCCGUAAGAAUACUUUUCAACCCCAUGAUUAAAAUAUAUAAUCUUUAUUUCUAGUAGAAAACAUUCAAAGGUCUGUGAUAGGGCUUGUCACAGAGAGAGAGAGAGAGAGAAAUCAUUUAUGUCUACUGUGCUGGUUAUAGGAGAGAUUGCCUCAUCACAUUAUAGAAUUGACUUUCAAACUGAAACAUUGUUUCAAGAAAGUAGAAGUUAUGUAUGUUUCAGAUACGCUAAGGAAAUCAUUUUUGAAGAGCUAUGAAUAUCAGAGAGCAGACACAGAACUUAGUGCCUUUGAAAAGAAUAUAACUAAAUGGAAAUAAAAGGGAUUAGGAAAAAAGGCAAUUUAGAGAAAUAUUCUUAUAAAAAUUUUAUUGUUUCUAUAUAUGAAACAACAUAUUAGACAAAUUCCUUACCCUUAAAUAUUUUUUUAAACUGAAAAAAUAUUUUGAGCAAAUAACCAAAAAGACAUUUGUCUACUAUCUUAAUUUAAAUUUGUUAGCUUUAGAUUUCAUUAAGUCAUGAUUGGCCAGAGACAAUUAUAGCAACCAUUUUAAGAAAUGACAAAGAUCAUCUAUGAACUAAUGAAAUAAAUGUUCAUAUAUGCCAUGGUUUCAAUAGUUUAAGGGCAAUACUAGAAUUUUGGAAAUACUAUAAAAUAGGAUGAAUCUCAUUCUGCACUACAUGUUUUUGAUGAGAACACAUUUACUAUGUUGUUAUGUUACACCUACAAAAAUGGAGUUGGCAUUUAUAUUUGAAAGAAUUAGAGCCCAGCCCAUUUGCAGUACUAGUCUUAGGCCACUAGGAAGUCAGAAUACAUACACCCUGAGAAAAACCACAAAUGGUCCUAGAGAAACAUUACCUUCAUAAGGGUAAUGAUGGUAAAUUAUAUUUAUAUGUUUGUGUGUAUACAUAUGUGUGUAUAUAUACACACUAUAAUAUUUCAAACAGGAAAUUAGUAUAUCAAGUGAUGACUAGGGUAAGUGUGGUGCAGAAUAUGUAGUAUAAAGCUAUAAAAUGUUACUGAAUAACAAUGGCAUAAUUUAUACAUAUAGUUGCUGUGACAAACGACAGGUGGCUAGUUCAGAAUUCAAAAACCCUUUUCUACUUUGUGUAGUUGUUGGCUCACUUCCUUCUGCUUGCCAUUGUGCGCUUUAGUUUUUUAAGAGAGUUCUUAGAAGUUUGUUGGUAUUCCUUCAUCCACAGCGUCUGUUGUUGAAAUAACCAUUUUCAGUUUUGAUGCCUUAACUAUUAAGCCAAUUAUUAGCCUGAAAUGGAAUCUCAGUAGCCAGUUCCACUGAACGUAGAAAUUAGUCAGAGAAAGCUAGCUGCUACUGGGCUUUACAAAGGAAUGUUGAGCCCUUUUCUACUUGGGAGCAUCAUAGAGCAGAUUAGUCUUUCAGAAUAAAAAGAAAUGGCUACCUGAUAGAAACUUUUUCUUGCCCUUAUAGGGAAACUGAGCACAAGCUUAAUGAUAUUGUCUGCUGCAAAAAAGUAAAUGUUUUAAAACAAGCAAACUGAAGAGAGACAAAAUAGACCAAUAUUGAUCCAUCUUAUCCAUCAUCUCAUCAGUUCAAUAGGCUCCUCGUCCUGGGUGAGCUCGUGGUUAGACUUUUUUUAAAAAAAGAAAAGAUCUAAUACAUAUAUGUGUGUAUAUAUACAUAUACAUACAUAUGUGUGUUUUACGGUGCUAAUCAGUCUUGAGCAGGUCACGAAACUGGUCAUGCGGACUCUAAAAUCAUAUCAGAUUUUUUAAAGAUUCUUGAUACAUGCAGAUGUUAUACAGAUUUUCUUACCAGUGUAAUAAUGUUAUACUGAAGAAAUAACCAUCCUGCAGGCUUUAGAGGACGAGGUCAGCAAUAUUUCCCACCAUGGCUUGGGGGAAAAGGAUAGUUUUGUCUCCUUUUGUAUCUAAUUAAUGCACAGUGCAUUCUUGUCUUUUAAGUAGAUGUUGACUAAAAGACUUUAUAGUGUAAAGGGUGUUAUACAAACUGUAAUGGUGUGCUUCAAACAAAUGAAUGCUAGACCCUUUCACCUUCCUCGUAUAUUGCAAAGUUGUUAAAUAUGUGGUUUGACUUAACUUUGAACAUGUUGAAAUAUGUAGCAUGUGUUUUUUAACUCAAAGAUUCUAAUUGCACAGGUUGUGUUUUAGCCAGUUGUGGUUUAUUUGUUCAGAAACACAAAUGUGAAUUGCACUCGUAUCACCAGAAUAUUGUAUAAGUUCAGUGAUCUUUAAACAGCUUGGACGUAAUACUUGAACUUCAUUUGAGUAGCACAAAGUUUACAUAGCCCCUUUUCAAUGUUAAUUAGUUCAAUUUAUGUUUUCCGUUUUCAAAUGCAACUGGGUAUUUCUUUUCUUGGAAAAUAUUGUAUGUUUACUUUGGUAUAUAGCAAACAGCUUCCAUUUCUGAAAAGUGUUUUCUUGUUCUAAAAGUUAGCCAGGUACCAGAUUCUAAAAGAACAAUUGUCCCCUCCCCUCCCACUACCUCCCCUAACCCCAUUAAGUGGCCUUCUGACUGCACAAGAAUGUGCUACUACCCGUUCCAGACUCCCCUAUGAUGAGAGGUCAGUAUGUAAUUGGUAGAGGAAGUGAAAGGCUUGCUCUUUAUUCCUCACCCAAUUUAAAGCAGUUAGAAAAUUUUCAGUCCAGUGCAUCCAGUCCCAGCACACCGGAAGUUUGUAUACUGGCCUCUUUUCAUAUCUUGAAAUGUGCAGGAAAUUCAAAACUGUCAUCUGGAAUAGGUUCCAUCUCUUAUGUGCGUUAGAUCAAACCAAAGAAGCCCCCUGCCAUGCCCAAAUGCUGCUCCAAAAGCCUGCCUUCCAGUCCUUACAAAAACCUUGCAGGAUUAAAUGUGUUAACUUUUUUAUUUUUGUACAGUUUCUAAGUGAUUUUUGCUAGUGAUGUGAAAUUGAGUUAAGUUUAUUUGAGGGGUGUGAGCAUCUCCUCCAUUUAAAUGAACUGGUGGCUUUCCUUUUAUUUUUUAAGAAGCGGAAACCUGUCGUGUGCCUAUCAAUUUAAGGGUUUCUGGUACAUUAUUCUUAAGACCAGCAUUAAUUCUUUAUAUACAGAGAUAUGUUUUCCUUGUUUUUUUUAUUACUGUUUCAGAAGAAAAUAAACCUUUCGUUUUGCUCUCAACCCAGUAACUACGCUGGUACAUAGACGCACUGAGAAAAAAAAAAAAACUUUUAUAACAACCUCAGACUCUUUUUGUAUAUCAAAAUGGGUUGCUAUUGAAAUAUUUGGACCUAGUUUCUAAGUUAUUUUAGUGUUUUAUAUGUGCCCCCAAGUUACGUUGACUCAGUCACCAGCAUAAUGAAAUCUUGGCGACACAAUGGUGAAGACUCGUAAUGAGCAAAAGCUACCUGGAGUAGCGUUUUUCUUUCUUAGUAACUUUUUUUUGAUAACAGCAAAACAUCACAGAUUACCUGAAACCCCUUCAAGUAUAACUUGAUCCUCCUUCCUUCCACAUUUAAUUGCUUAAUAGUUUGAAGAAACUAUUGGAAAUGGGCAUUUUAUAUGACAUUGUAUGGCUUUAAAUAUUGCUCAUGAGCUAAAAAAAUGAGGUUUAUGUGGGUCUGUAAGGUAUGGCUGUGGAAAGAUAUUGUAGUAGUUUUGACACUAUUGUUAUUACCUUUAAAAUAAUUUACCCAAUAAAAAG
Messenger RNA from Sorex fumeus (smoky shrew), 5193 nucleotides. RefSeq names its product AMMECR nuclear protein 1 (gene AMMECR1). The coding region runs from base 11 to 1009 and encodes 332 amino acids. Gene Ontology annotation, cellular component: nucleus. NCBI's taxonomy places the organism in Eukaryota, Metazoa, Chordata, Mammalia, Eulipotyphla, Soricidae. The record is from RefSeq and is a predicted model, not a curated record. The transcript is spliced from 6 exons.